Molecule: messenger RNA, 1429 nt
Organism: Morus notabilis
Lineage: Eukaryota; Viridiplantae; Streptophyta; Magnoliopsida; Rosales; Moraceae
Product: 2-methyl-6-phytyl-1,4-hydroquinone methyltransferase, chloroplastic
Exons: 3
Coding region: 238-1278 (346 amino acids)
Biological process (GO): methylation
Molecular function (GO): 2-methyl-6-phytyl-1,4-benzoquinone methyltransferase activity
Source: RefSeq, a predicted model, not a curated record
CCGAUAAACAAGUGGUGCCCGUUCAUGUCCCUGUCUCUAUCUCUCUCUCUCUCCAACUCAACCUCUAAACUCUCCAAUCCUCGUUUCUUUCGCAUUUCACUAGGUCAAUGAUCUCAAAAAACCCCUUUGUCAGAAGCUAAUAAAUCACUAAACCAAAGAAACUCCAAAAAUCUGCAAUUGGGUUCUUCACUUGUAGUCCACAGCGUCAAAAUUUACUACAACCCCCAGUGAAAUCCAAUGGCCUCCGCGAUGCUCAACGGAGCCGAUAAUCUCAACCUCUUCAGAGGACUAGCAACCCCAAAUGGGUUAGGUUUCCGGGGCUCAGAUUUCCACGGCAAGCAUUUUCCCAAACUGGGUUUGGUUUGCAACACCAGAAUAUCAAAGUCCAACAUCGGCGGAACUUCCGUUUUUGUGCCCAAGUGCAGUCUCUCGACUUCUAGGCCCGCUUCUCAGCCCAGGUUCAUUCAGCACAAGAAAGAGGCUUUCUGGUUCUACAGGUUUCUUUCCAUUGUGUACGACCACAUCAUAAAUCCGGGACACUGGACUGAGGACAUGAGGGAUGAGGCGCUUGAGCCGGCUGAUCUUAGCGACCGGAAUAUGAUUGUGGUGGAUGUUGGUGGUGGUACGGGUUUCACCACUUUGGGGAUAGUUAAGCAUGUGGAUGCGAAAAACGUGACCAUUCUUGACCAGUCACCUCAUCAGCUUGCUAAGGCUAAGCAGAAGGAGGCCUUGAAGGACUGCAAGAUUAUUGAGGGGGAUGCUGAGGACUUGCCUUUCCGUACUGAUUAUGCUGAUAGAUACGUAUCUGCAGGAAGUAUUGAAUAUUGGCCAGACCCACAGCGAGGCAUCAAGGAAGCCUAUAGAGUCCUGAAACUUGGAGGAAAGGCAUGCGUAAUUGGUCCUGUGUACCCUACAUUCUGGUUAUCUCGCUUCUUUGCUGAUGCAUGGAUGCUCUUUCCGAAGGAGGAAGAGUAUAUUGAGUGGUUCCAAAAGGCAGGAUUUAAGGAUGUACAGUUGAAAAGGAUUGGCCCAAAAUGGUACCGUGGCGUUCGCCGGCAUGGUUUAAUCAUGGGAUGUUCCGUGACUGGUGUUAAACCCGCGUCCGGUGAUUCUCCGUUGCAGCUUGGUCCGAAGGAGGAAGAUGUAUCAAAGCCAGUAAAUCCAUUUGUGUUCUUUUUGCGAUUGAUUUUGGGUGCCAUGGCAGCAACUUACUAUGUGCUAGUCCCAAUUUACAUGUGGUUGAAAGAUCAAAUUGUACCCAAAGGUCAACCAAUCUGAGAGAAUGAGUGAGAGUGAGUGAGAGGCUGGCUUCUAUUUUGCCAUUUGCUAGACAAUCUCCUUAGAAGUUGCAACGUCAUGUAAGCCGUUAUUAAUGUUCCUUUUUGGAGGAGUUACGUUACUUAACACGUAUUUUUCACCUUUCUUCCUA